Manihot esculenta (cassava) is the source of this 1728-nucleotide messenger RNA. RefSeq lists its product as uncharacterized. NCBI's taxonomy places the organism in Eukaryota, Viridiplantae, Streptophyta, Magnoliopsida, Malpighiales, Euphorbiaceae. The record is from RefSeq and is a predicted model, not a curated record. The coding region runs from base 159 to 1667 and encodes 502 amino acids. Gene Ontology annotation, cellular component: membrane. Gene Ontology annotation, molecular function: transmembrane transporter activity. The transcript is spliced from 4 exons. Gene Ontology annotation, biological process: transmembrane transport.
UUUUGAUUGACUAUUCUUUUGGGUUAGUUCCUCAUGAGUCCCGGCUAUACUUCUUUCGUCAAAGGGAGAUACAAGUUGUCUGGUUCCAAGCUCCUCCAAAAAUGCUAUGAAUUUAUUGCUAUUCUGGUUUUCUUGGGAUCGUGUUCUUAUAUUCACUCAUGGGCCUUAAUCAGACCCAUCUCCGAUUUGUUUCUCUUCUUCGUUCCAAGACUCUGUUUCACAUAAAUCUUCAAGCCAUGAAAACAAGAAAGAUUUUUGGGAUUUCUCUUUCUCUCAUCCUUAUAAACUUGGCUGCUAUCAUGGAGCGAGCUGAUGAAAAUCUCCUUCCUUCUGUUUACAAAGAAGUCAGUGAAGCUUUCGAUGCAGGGCCAUCUGAUUUGGGUUAUCUUACUUUCAUAAGGAACUUUAUGCAGGGACUGGCAUCACCCCUGGCAGGUGUACUAGUUAUAAGUUACGACCGCCCUGCAGUUCUUGCAAUGGGGACAUUAUGCUGGUCCUUAUCAACUGCUGCAGUGGGUGCAAGCCAGCAUUUUCUGCAAGUUGCAUUCUGGAGAGCAGUAAAUGGCUUUGGACUGGCAAUUGUAAUACCAGCAUUGCAGUCUUUCAUUGCUGAUAGCUACAUGGAUGGUACGAGGGGAACUGGAUUUGGUUUGGUGAACCUUAUUGGUAACUUUGGUGGUAUAGGAGGAGGUGUGAUCGCCACAAUUAUGGCUGGCCAGCAGUACUGGGGCAUUCAAGGAUGGCGGUGUGCCUUCAUCAUGAUGGCAACAUUAAGUUCUAUUAUAGGACUUCUUGUUUUUUUGUUUGUUGUUGACCCAAAGAAAACAAUCAGUAUCCCUCGUGACACCCGUGAAAGUUUUGAUAGUUGUUUUGGCUGCAGGAAUGACUUGUUAGAAAGGAGCAAUUGUAGUGUAUCUUCCAUUUGGACAGAGUCUUGGACAGCCAUGCAAGUUGUUGUGAGAGUGAAAACAUUUCAGGUUAUUGUUUUGCAGGGCAUUGUUGGUACUCUACCAUGGACUGCCAUGGUGUUCUUCACUAUGUGGUUUGAACUAAUAGGUUUUGAUCAUAGAAGCACUGCAUUCCUCCUCAGUCUCUUUGCCAUUGGAUGUUCAUUGGGGGCCCUCCUUGGUGGAUUCAUCACUGAUAGGAUGUCGCAUAUUUACCCGCACUCUGGUCGCAUCAUGUGUGCACAAUUUAGUGCCAUAAUGGGCAUUCCAUUCUCUUGGUUUCUUCUUAAAGAAAUUCCUCUGUCAGUAAACAGUUAUUUCACUUUUGCCGUUACACUUUUCCUGAUGGGCCUGACUAUCAGCUGGCUCGGCCCUGCUGUCAAUGCGCCAAUGUUCGCCGAGGUAGUCCCUGUGAAGCACCGAACCAUGAUAUAUGCAUUUGAUCGUGCUUUUGAAGGAUCACUCUCUGCUUUUGCUGCACCCUUGGUUGGAAUUCUUUCAGAAAAUAUUUUUGGGUAUGAUUCAAAAUCUGUUGAUCCACUUAAAGGUUCUAUCAAGCAGGCUUCUGCAUUGUCGAAGGGGCUUCUUUCGAUGAUGACAGUUCCAUUUGGUUUGUGUUGCUUGUUCUACGCUCCAUUGUACAAGUAUUUUAGGCGGGAUCGUGAAACUGCCAGAAUGGCAAGUUUAAAGGAGAUGGAGAUGACACGAGAAGCAUUGUAAGGACUAAUCACUGUAACUAUACAUUUUUUUUUUUCCGGAAAUGAUGUCUUUUGCUUGAUCA